Messenger RNA from Octopus bimaculoides (California two-spot octopus), 1504 nucleotides. RefSeq names its product very-long-chain (3R)-3-hydroxyacyl-CoA dehydratase. The record is from RefSeq and is a predicted model, not a curated record. Gene Ontology annotation, biological process: very long-chain fatty acid biosynthetic process; fatty acid elongation; sphingolipid biosynthetic process. Gene Ontology annotation, molecular function: 3-hydroxyacyl-CoA dehydratase activity. Gene Ontology annotation, cellular component: endoplasmic reticulum membrane. Lineage: Eukaryota; Metazoa; Mollusca; Cephalopoda; Octopoda; Octopodidae.
UAAAAUUCACAAACGGUGGAAAAAUCAACUUCUUAAAUCAUUAAUUAAUACAUUUCAAUUUAUAAAUAUUGAAGUUCGAAAUAACUGGAAGUUAUAUUUUCCAUUGAAUGCUGAAACCAAAUCAGAAUAAUAAUAAUUGGGUAACUAAUUACCUUCAGCACCGGUUUGGUUACAAAGUCCAGUUGGAAUUAUGGCCGAGUCUUUGCGACCUUUUGUCUAUUGGGGACAAAAGAACGAUCAUGUUUCUUUGAAAGUCGAUUUAAGGGAUGUUUGUGAUGAAACUAUAGAAAUCACCGAUGAUUCUGUCAGUUUUAAUGCUAUCGGUCAAGGGGUUCGCGGUGAAAAUGUUUACUGCUUUAAUAUUGAUUUCUACCUCCCUGUGGAGUCAGAGAAAAGUUUUUACCGGAUCAGUGACCGUGCUGUUGAAUUUCGUUUCCAAAAAAGAGGAAUCGGUGAAGUUUGGCCUCGUCUAACCUACAAACCAGAAAAACAGCAAUGGUUAAAGAUUGAUUUUGAUAAAUUUGCUCUUGAAGAUGAUUCCGAUGAUAAACCAGAAUAUGAGCCCUCCAAAACAUCAAUAAUGAAGAAACUUGAAAGUGAUCUUAAACAAGUUGAAGUUAAAUCUUCAAUCAACUUUAAUUACCUGUUCCUGUAUAAUUUAUUCCAAUUCAUGGGCUAUUCUUAUAUUUGUGGCAUCAUGCAGUACCAUUACUACAGAUAUGGAGAAGAUUCAAAACUGAAUAUAUAUGAAACUUUAGGCAGUCAAUUAAUAACUGUACAACUCAUAAGCUUCUUAGAGAUUCUUCAUCCUCUGCUUGGAAUCGUGCGUACCAAUUUCUUUGCUGCACUGACUCAGGUUCUGGGAAGAAACUUCAUCUUGCUGUUAGUCUCUUGCAAUACUCAUUUGCAACAGGUUCCAUCAUUUUGGUACUUGGUCCUUGUAUGGAGUUUUUCAGAAGUGAUAAGGUACCCUUACUAUAUGUUGCAGUCAAUUAAGCGUGAAGCAGCUCUCAUUACUUGGUUACGGUAUUCAGCUUGGCUUGUGCUCUACCCAUUAGGAUUAUUUCUAGAAGGAACUAUAAUAUUAGCUGGAGCACCUAUGUAUGAAAUUUCUGGGAAAUUUACUUUGACACUGCCAAAUAAUUUAAAUUUUUCAUUUUACUUUCCUUGGUUUUUAAGAUUCUACUUAUUUUCAUUGAUUCCAGGUGCCUACAUGCUGCUUAAUUACAUGUACAAGCUGCGCAAGAACAAACUAGCAACAUUUUCCAUUGGCUUUAAAAAGAAGAAAUAGUUUCCCCUUUUAUUAAUAAUUCUAAAUCUUUAAAAAGAGGAAGUAACUAAAAUUUCUUGGUGAAAUCACAUAUCCAUUGAUUAAUGAUGCAUAGAAAAUGAUCACUGUUCAUGAAAAUUAUUUAUCAGUCAAACAGAUAUAGCUGCAGAUCACAUUUUUAAAAGAAAAUGAAAAGAUUCAGUAUGUGCUAAUUCUUAAGAAAAUUAAUUUAUG